Messenger RNA from Phragmites australis (common reed), 3725 nucleotides. RefSeq names its product receptor-like serine/threonine-protein kinase SD1-8. The transcript is spliced from 7 exons. Gene Ontology annotation, biological process: recognition of pollen; protein phosphorylation. Bases 594 to 3176 code for a protein of 860 amino acids. NCBI's taxonomy places the organism in Eukaryota, Viridiplantae, Streptophyta, Magnoliopsida, Poales, Poaceae. The record is from RefSeq and is a predicted model, not a curated record. Gene Ontology annotation, molecular function: protein serine/threonine kinase activity; ATP binding.
UAGUGCCAAACAUCUCUUUUCCCUUCCUUUCGGUUUUGUAGAAACCUAUACCUCGAAUCCGGUCAAAACUAUCCUGGAAAAGCUUUUCUUCUUUGCUCACCGAUGACAUCUGGCAGGCAUCUUCUAGAUUUAGCAUAUGGCAUACUGCAGUACUGGGGUGGGCUCAUAUGCAACUCCCACCGGUUUAGCUUCACCAACAGCUGAAAAACUUCCGGCGCGGUCGACGGCGUGAUGCUUACUCUUCCUAGCACCAGUUAAAAAAACACAUUCUUUUUCUCUGAAAUUCUUCCUUUUGUCAACGGAGGAGACUCUGCUUCCCAGAAAUCGCCGUCGGGGGAGAAACAAAGAAGAAACAGCACAUUUCUACUCUCACAAGAACGAAUCGGACGUCUCCAAACAUCGCCAUCCCAAAGGCAAGACCCACCGCACCUGUGCAGAUCACUGUUAAUCAUCUGUUGAUACGGUCAAGCUUGGCUUCUCGACCGGUCCUCGAAUGCAAAGCGAAUUACGAGAGCUCAAUCCGCGUAAGCAUCCCGGCAAAAUACGAAGGGCGACGGGUGAAAUUCUAGUUCAUCACAGUCCGGGUGGGGUGGAUGGUGACUGGUGAGUGCGCGGUGCUUUCCGCUUCCGGUGCCGCGCGCAUGGCCAUGGCGGGCAUGCGGCCGCCAUUAACUCUGUUGCUUCCCCUGCUCGUUUCUUUCUUCAUCUCCCCUGCCUCCGCGGCUGAUACCAUCACUGCCAACUCUUCCCUCGCCGAUGGCCAGAAGCUUGUUUCCGCAGGUGGAGUCUUCGAGCUGGGGUUCUUCACCCCGGGGAACUCGACGGCGAGGUACUUGGGCAUCUGGUACAAGGACAUGGCCCCUACUACCGUGGUCUGGGUCGCCAACCGGGAGGAUGCGAUCACCGGCAUGACCGGGAGCCUGACCAUCAACAGCACCGGGAGCCUGGUGGUUGCUGACCGGUCGGGGCGCGUGUUCUGGUCGUCAGCGCCGUCGAACGUGAGCAGCACCGGCGCCCCGGUAGCGCAGCUGCUGGACAGCGGAAACUUCGUGCUCCGGGUCGGCAGCGGCGCGGGGGGCGCCAUCCUGUGGCAGAGCUUCAACCACCCGUCUGACACCCUGCUCCCGGGCAUGAAGCUCGGGUGGAACCUGACCGCCGGACUCGACCGGUACCUGACGACGUGGCGGAGCCCCGGCGACCCGUCACCGGGUGACUACACGUUCGGGAUCGACAUCCGCGGCGUGCCGGAGGGGUUCAUCUGGUACGACGGCGCGGUGCCUGUGUACCGGAACGGGCCGUGGAACGGGCUGCAGUUCAGCGGCGAGCCGGAGAUGGAGCCCAACAACAGUAACUUCCAGUUCGAGUUCGUCGCCAACGCGAGCAACGUGUACUACACGUUCCUAGUGAACGGCGGCGGCAGAAGCGGCGUCGUGUCGCGGUUCGUGCUCAACCAGUCGAGGGUGCAGCGCUACGUCUGGCUGCCGGGGGGGCAGGGGUGGAGCCUCUACUGGUCGCUGCCGCGGGACCAGUGCGACCACUACGCGCAGUGCGGCGCCUACGGCGUCUGCGACUCCAGCGGUUCGCCGAUCUGCGAUUGCCUCCACGGGUUCGCGCCGGCCUCGCCACGGGACUGGGCGCUCAGGGACAACUCCGCGGGCUGCGCGCGCAGGACGCGGCUCAACUGCACUGGGGACGGGUUCCUGCUGCUGCGUGGCGUGAAGCUGCCGGACACAACGAACGCGACGGAGGACGCGAGCAUCACCUUCGACCAGUGCAGGCAGAGGUGCCUGGCCAACUGCUCUUGCUUGGCCUACGCUGCCUCCAGCAUCAAGGGAGGCGAGAGCGGCUGCAUCAUCUGGAGCUCGAAGCUGAUAGACAUCAGGCAGUUCUCCUACGGUGGGCAGGAUCUGUACAUUCGUCUCGCGGCAUCCGAUUUGCCUUCAGAUGGAGGCGGUUCCAGCAGGAAAGACACAGUUCUUGCCGUCCUCGGAAGCUUAGCCGGUGCUCUUCUUUUGGGGUUUGGUGGAUUCUUCAUCUGGGCCAAGUUUUUCAGAAACAAAGGGACGUGUCAGAGCACGCAGAGGCUCACCUCAUUUGACUCCGGUGCCCCUCCUACUCCAGUCCAGGGCAGGACGAUCGAAGAUGAACACAGUCACAGCAAAGACCUUAAUGUCACUCUCUUUGACAUCAGCACAAUAAUUUACUCCACUGAUAAUUUUGCGACAUCGGCUAAGCUAGGAGAAGGCGGGUUUGGUGCAGUCUACAAGGGUGAAUUAGAAGGAGGGCAAACGGUGGCGGUGAAGCGGCUGUCGAAGUACUCGACGCAGGGGUUGGACGAGUUCAAGAACGAGGUCAUGCUCAUCGCCAAGCUGCAGCAUGUGAAUCUUGUCAGGCUUUUGGGUUGCUGCAUCCAUGGAGAGGAGAGGAUCCUGGUGUACGAGUUCAUGGAAAAUAAGAGCCUCGACAACAUUAUCUUUGAUAAGAGUCGAUCAGCACAGCUGAAUUGGUCCAAGAGGUUCAACAUCAUACUAGGCAUCGCACGGGGGCUCCUGUACCUGCACCAGGACUCCCGGUACAAGGUCAUCCACCGGGAUCUCAAGGCCGGCAACAUCCUCCUCGACAAGGACAUGAACCCCAAGAUCUCCGACUUCGGCGUGGCGAGGAUCUUCGGCGACGACACCGACUCGCACACCAGGAAAGUCGUCGGAACAUACGGGUACAUGUCUCCGGAGUACGCGAUGGAGGGCAUCUUCUCGGUGAAGUCGGACGUGUUCAGCUUCGGCGUGCUGCUCCUCGAGAUCGUCAGCGGCAGGAAGAACCGGGGAAUGUACAGCAGCGGCGAGCAGACGAGCCUCCUCAGCCACGCGUGGAAGCUGUGGAGGGAAGGCAACGUGCUGGCGCUGCUGGACGAGACGGUGGUGGGCGCCGGCGCGUACAGGAGCUCCGAGGUGCUGCGGUGCGUGCAGGUGGGGCUGCUGUGCGCGCAGGAGCGGCCCGAGGACCGGCCGCACAUGGCGGCAGUGUUCCUGGCGCUGAGCAACCCGGGGGCGGUCCUCCCGCAGCCGCGGCACCCGGGCUUCUGCAGCGACCGGGGCGGUUCCACGUCCACCGACGGCGAGUGGUCGUCCACCUGCACCGUCAAUGAUGUCACCGUCACCAUCGUCGAAGGCCGGUAACGCCACGUGGCGUCAGUCCUGAGCCGUGCAGCUUGGAUUCUGUCGUCCUUUGCGAUUUGUGGAUAGUGUGAUGGGAGAAGAAGAAGCAUUUCUCGUUGGGCCAGGCACGGGUCAUGUUGCGAUUUCCAGGCUGAAAACAGCACAAGGCAGCAUCAGCAGUGCUUCGGUUUGGUUUAUUUUCGGAGGCACAAUGGGGAGGAGGGAUGGAAGGAGAUACCAUGCCAUGCCAUGCCAUGCCACACCACACAACUAACCUGAAUCAUUUUGUAUUAGAGGUAAACUUAGGCACACAUCACUGUAUCUUCCUCAAGUUCCCUGCCUCGUUUAGCUUCGCUUUGCAUUUAACAAAGGUGAUUUCUCUCUCCAUAGUUCCCCUGCCUCAUUUAGCUUGCAGACAUGAUUAGAGACGAGGUAGCAAAAUAUACAAAAAUGUAUAAGAUAAUCAGGUUACGUUGUGGUUCUUUAUAAUAAGUAUGCCGAAAAAUAUGAAACAUCAAAUACAUGUACAUAGUUGAUGAUGAUUUGAUAACUACUCCCUUCAAUGAUAAA